AUGAUGCAGUGCGCCAGUGCCAGGGUCCCGGAGCGGGCUGCAGAGACGCUACCUGGAUGCCUGACCUUGGCACGCACCUGGCUGGGAGAUGAGCUAAGGUUCGUCACUUUUAGUCCGUCAACCAAGCGCAUCCACCAGGGCCCAUCCGGCAUGAAGGCGCAGAUCCCCGAGGGCGGGAACCCGUUCGGCCGGCCACUCGUGGAUGACCACUACGUGUACGGCGACGAGAUCCCCGGGCUGGCCGGCGUCGACUACCCGGUGCACGCGCGCGUGCCCGCCACCGGCUUCACGUGCGCCGCGCGCCGCGUGCCCGGCUACUACGCCGACCCUCUCGCCGGCUGCCAGGCCUUCUACAUCUGCGGCGACGGCGGCCGGGGCGCGUCCUUCCUGUGCCCCAACGGCACGGUGUUCAACCAGAGGGAGCUGGUGUGCGACUGGUGGUACAACUUCGCCUGCGGCCUCGCCGAGAGCUUCUACUCCGUCAACGACGCCGUGGUGGUCGCCAUGGCGGCCGUGGACGCGGCCAGCGGAGUCCUCAGCUCGGCGACCCCCGCAGCGGUGUCACUUGCUGGGCGCAAUCCUUCCGCCGCCGCCCUAGCCGCCAGGUACUCGCCCCUUGCUGUCACGCCCACCGCCGCCGCCCUAGCCGCCAGGUACUCGCCCCUUGCUGUCACGCCCACCGCCGCCGCCCUAGCCGCCAGGUACUCGCCCCUUGCUGUCACGCCCACCGCCGCCGCCCUAGCCGCCAGGUACUCGCCUCUCGGUGCUGCCCCCGCCACUGGUGUUUCGCCCCUGGCAUACAGUCCAGCCACCGCCGCCGCCCUAGCCGCCAGGUACUCGCCUCUCGGUGCUGCCCCCGCCACUGGUGUUUCGCCCCUGGCAUACAGUCCAGCCACCGCCGCCGCCCUAGCCGCCAGGUACUCGCCUCUCGGUGCUGCCCCCGCCACUGGUGUUUCGCCCCUGGCAUACAGUCCAGCCACCGCCGCCGCCGCCCUAGCCGCCAGGUACUCGCCCCUUGCUGUCACGCCCACCGCCGCCGCCCUAGCCGCCAGGUACUCGCCUCUCGGUGCUGCCCCCGCCACUGGUGUUUCGCCCCUGGCAUACAGUCCAGCCACCGCCGCCGCCCUAGCCGCCAGGUACUCGCCCCUUGCUGUCACGCCCACCGCCGCCGCCCUAGCCGCCAGGUACUCGCCCCUUACUGUCACGCCCACCGCCGCCGCCCUAGCCGCCAGGUACUCGCCCCUUGCUGUCACGCCUACCGCCGCCGCCCUGGCCGCCAGGUACUCGCCUCGCGGUGCUGCCCCCGCCACUGGUGUUUCGCCCCUGGCAUACAGUCCAGCCACCGCCGCUGCCCUAGCCGCCAGGUACUCGCCCCUUGCUGUCACGCCCACCGCCGCCGCCCUAGCCGCCAGGUACUCGCCUCUCGGUGCUGCCCCCGCCACUGGUGUUUCGCCCCUGGCAUACAGUCCAGCCACCGCCGCUGCCCUAGCCGCCAGGUACUCGCCCCUUGCUGUCACGCCCACCGCCGCCGCCCUAGCUGCCAGGUACUCGCCCCUUGCUGUCACGCCCACCGCCGCCGCCCUAGCCGCCAGGUACUCGCCUCCCGGUUCCGCCUAUACUGGCCGCUACGCCCCUCUCGGGGCCGCCUAUGCUGGCCGCUACGCACCUGCAGUGUCUCCCUACGGUGAUCGGGCGGCCACCUUCAAUCCCGCCUUCACCACUGGUGGUGUUCCACCCAAUGGCGGGGCUGUGGUGCGCCGUCCCGCCUACGAUGCACCUCUCGACACCAGCAGAGCGGGUGCCUUCAGAGACUCUGCGACUGGAGGAGGGGUCGGCACUACCACCGGCAACAUUGACAGGACAUACCUACCUCCGAGCAAGAGAUGAGCCAGCGAGGCCUUCCUGUGCUAACCUGCCCACCUGCAACGAAGACAACUGCACACUAUUCAACUGCGCAUACCAUCAUUAGUACUAUCAAGUUACAUAAAGUUUAACACAGAGUACCUAGGAUUAACAAUGGUGAAAUUUAUAUUGUAUUUAUUGUAGGUAUGUUUUUGUAUUUAUCACUAUGCUUUGUAUAUGAAUCAGUAUUUAAGCUCGGCUAAAACAGAGCAAAUAUAUUUAUUUAAAUGGAAUAAAGUGAUAUUUUAUAUUAAA
Molecule: messenger RNA, 2157 nt
Organism: Bacillus rossius redtenbacheri
Lineage: Eukaryota; Metazoa; Arthropoda; Insecta; Phasmatodea; Bacillidae
Product: ice-structuring glycoprotein-like
Exons: 4
Coding region: 1-1887 (628 amino acids)
Cellular component (GO): extracellular region
Molecular function (GO): chitin binding
Source: RefSeq, a predicted model, not a curated record